This is a messenger RNA of Ostrea edulis (European flat oyster), 1029 nucleotides long. Its product is annotated as prostaglandin E2 receptor EP4 subtype-like. The transcript is spliced from 2 exons. NCBI's taxonomy places the organism in Eukaryota, Metazoa, Mollusca, Bivalvia, Ostreida, Ostreidae. Gene Ontology annotation, cellular component: plasma membrane. Gene Ontology annotation, molecular function: G protein-coupled receptor activity. Bases 1 to 1029 code for a protein of 342 amino acids. The record is from RefSeq and is a predicted model, not a curated record. Gene Ontology annotation, biological process: positive regulation of cytosolic calcium ion concentration; inflammatory response; adenylate cyclase-activating G protein-coupled receptor signaling pathway.
AUGGAUAGUGAGUGGAUGACAGAAAAACCAAAUAACAGUACAAAUUCUUCCGUCGAUGGAACUGUCUCAGAAAGCAUUGUACCUCCAAGUCUUCAAUAUGCUUUCGGAGUUUUGGGAAAUCUAACCGCCAUGUUCCUUCUCUGUCGGUCAUCAGGUGUACAUAAAUGGAAGCCUUUCUACAGACUUGUUGGUGGCCUAGCUAUCACUGACUUUUGUGGGAUAGCUCUCGUAUACCCAGCAGUAAUGGUCCGAUAUAUUUCGGGGUUUACUUUUGAAUUUCCCAAACAACUUUGUGAUUAUUUUUCCUUUUGGUUCUCUUUCUCUUUCAUGUCAUCGGCCAUGAUCGUCAGUGCAAUGUCUUUUGACCGAUUUAUGGCAGUUGCAUAUCCGAUUCUCUACAGAAACUCACAGAAGACUAGAGUGAAUAUUAUGCUUGUCAUGAUUUGGGCUUUUAAUGCUAUCGUGUCAUCUUUGAACUUAAUGGGUGUUGGCUCAGCUAGAAACUUUUAUCCUGGGUCAUGGUGCUUUUUGGACUUUGCAAGCAAGGGACAUCUUGAUAAAGUGAACACUUAUAUAUAUUCCAUUAUUGGAUUCAUUAUUUUAACUGCCACAAUUAUUAUGAACAUAUUCGUCGUCUAUUUCAUUUGCAGAAAAGUUUCAACAUCCGACAGAAGAAAAAGCAAUGAUAUUUUUAUCAUCGUCUUUCUUUUCGUUAUAGUAAUACUAUUUUCCAUCUGCUGGGUUCCUUUGAUGGUUCGUAUGCUGAUCAAUGCCACCUCAAAUGACCCUAAGAAUGGACCAGAGGAACUCCUGGCUGUGCGAAUGACCAUCAGCAAUGCCAUCGUAGAUCCGUGGAUUUACAUUAUUCUUAGGAAAGAAAAUUUAUCCAAAAUUUUGGGCUUGAUUCGUAGAAUUCGCAAUAGGAAGCAAUUGCCAACAGUUUUUAUUACAGAAGAAUCCAAAUCUGUGAGAGCUGGAAGAAACAGAAAUCCAUCAACAAAUACUGUCACAAAUUCCACACAGAUUUAA